This is a messenger RNA of Talaromyces rugulosus, 435 nucleotides long. RefSeq lists its product as uncharacterized. The coding region runs from base 1 to 435 and encodes 144 amino acids. Gene Ontology annotation, molecular function: carbon-sulfur lyase activity. The record is from RefSeq and is a predicted model, not a curated record. Lineage: Eukaryota; Fungi; Ascomycota; Eurotiomycetes; Eurotiales; Trichocomaceae. The transcript has 3 exons.
AUGGCUGUUGGCGGUUGCUUUUGCGGAAAUGUUCGUGUCGAAUAUAGUGGCCAGCCCAUCAAAGCUGCACUAUGUCAUUGUAUUGAUUGUCGAAAACUGACUGGGACUCUUUUCACCUACAGUUUUAUCGUCAAAAACACUGACCUGAAAGUCACCGGAAGUCCUAAGGAAGUGCCAAAGACAGCCGAUAGUGGCAAUUAUAUAAAGAAUUAUUUCUGUCCGGAUUGUGGCACACCGCUUUAUGGCAUGAGAGUGAACUCUGAUGGAGCGGCGGCUGACGGCGUAACAGUCCUCCGGGCGGGCAUUUUUGAUGACCUUGAAGUUCUUAACGAACACAAGGCCGAGCUGGAAAUCUACGUCGAUGGACGUGUAAACUGGCUCACUGCUGUUGAGGGGGCUGAUGAGUGUGUUGGCAUGCCGCCUCCAUCUAGCUAG